Messenger RNA from Notodromas monacha, 1761 nucleotides. Lineage: Eukaryota; Metazoa; Arthropoda; Ostracoda; Podocopida; Cyprididae. The record is from the annotation of a GenBank genome assembly.
CCGUUGCCUAUCGUUAUUGCAGACCGGUUGAUGCUAAGAAAACGAACACGUAUUGGUAAGUUUUCGAGUGAGUAGGUUGGUACGAGGGGUGGUGAAGUUAGAGGUCAUGGCACGGUGUGUACUCGCCGCGAAGUAGUGAGCCCCGUUCAUUGUUGUACUAUGCCGCACGUGGGCCGACAGCCGAGUAACGGCGGCAGUCGUUGCGAGGAAAACGCCGACGCGGGUGCCAGUGGCGGGCCUGACGCGCACCCAAAAAAGCGCGGCUUCAUCAAACGGCUCAGCAGCAACUUGACGUUGUUGUCCUGGAAGCAUCCGAAGCGGAAGUCAUCGGUGCCAGACAGGAUCUCUGGCGACGGCGAGGAUUCGUCGUCGGAGGGCUUCUAUGCCGGAGGUCGGAGGAAGGACUCACAGUUCGCAGACGGAAGUCCGACGACGAGUACCAUGGGGAACAAGCAAAGCGCGGGUUCAGCCAUCGCGCAUCCGGGUGACAGUGACGACGACAUAGCGAGAAAAGGUCACGAAGCGACAAGCUCCCGAAUCCUGGCGCCCACGCCCGGCGAAGAAAUCCUGUCCAACGAGCCUGUUGUCGAGCCGGCCACGAACUCUGGUUCUGCUGACGAAGCAUCGAAAAGCCUGGCCGAUGGAAUCGUGGUUUUGGCGCCCGAAGAAAACAUGUCGUCGAUGCACAAAGGAUUGGUGAGCAUCCCUCGAAAUUCAGAGUCUCGUGCUGAGCUGCCUGGAACCUUAUCAGUUAGUGAUCGAGCUGAACAGGCCUCCGCCGAUGUUGGACCCUCGGACUCCAGUGCAGAUUUUCCCCUCACCCCAGAAGAUGUUACCGACCGCGCUGCUUCUGGUUUGACGAGCAGCCAGGCUAGUGGAGAUAUUAACGGAACGUCUCGAGACGACUCGUCCGCGUGCAAGCCGCAAGUGCCCAACAAGCACGCGUUGCGUCGCAUGCAUGUUAUUCGGGAGCUAGUGGAGACGGAGCGAAACUACGUUAAGGAUUUGGGACUGGUUGUGGAAGGUUAUAUGGCGCAAAUGAGAGACCCGAACUGCGAUAUUCCGAUGCCAGAUGACUUGAAAGGUGGCAAGGAUAAGAUAGUAUUUGGAAAUCUUGAAGCUAUCUACGAAUGGCACAAGAAUUCUUUCCUGAAGUCCCUUGAGGGAUGUGAAGAAUGCACAACGAAGCUUGGGCCACUUUUUCUACGAUGCGAAAACAAGCUUCGUCUCUACGUCGUUUACUGCGAAAACAAAAACAAAUCCGAAUAUAUCGUGUCAGAAUACCUUGAGACUUAUUUCGAGGAAUUGCGUCAGAAGCUCGGACAUAAACUACAACUACCAGACCUGCUGAUCAAGCCGGUGCAACGAAUCACCAAGUAUCAGCUGUUGCUCAAAGACUUGUACGAAGUUACGGAGAAGGCGGGGUUGAUAGAGGAAGCAGAAUCGUUGCGGAAAGCAGUGGAGUUGAUGCGUAUUGUUCCGAAGGAAGCCAAUGAUAUGAUGCUCAUUGGACGCAUUCAGGGCUUCGAGGUCAACAACAUGGCUUUGACGGAUAAAUGGAGCGACGACGUGCAAAAAUUCCUGGUGAAAUCGACAGACACGAGGAAGGAGUUGAUGUUCGUUUGUCAAGUGGCUUCACCGGACAUUCGAGACUUGUGGGCGUCGAAGAUCCGGAAAAUGCUUGACCUGCAAAGCAAUUUUUUGAAAGCGUUGCAGUCGCCGAUUGUCUACCAAAAAGAGCUCACCCAGAAGGACGCGUGA